This is a messenger RNA of Sorex fumeus (smoky shrew), 4056 nucleotides long. RefSeq names its product importin 11 (gene IPO11). The transcript is spliced from 30 exons. Gene Ontology annotation, cellular component: cytosol; nuclear envelope. Gene Ontology annotation, molecular function: small GTPase binding. The coding region runs from base 112 to 3039 and encodes 975 amino acids. NCBI's taxonomy places the organism in Eukaryota, Metazoa, Chordata, Mammalia, Eulipotyphla, Soricidae. The record is from RefSeq and is a predicted model, not a curated record. Gene Ontology annotation, biological process: protein import into nucleus.
GCGGGGCGGCGUGCGGGGAGAGCGCGGGGCGCGGGGCCGACGGACGCCGCAUCGUGCUGGGGAGCGGAAGCGGGAGAGCCGGGCCGUUCCGGAGCGAACCCGACGGUUUCCAUGGAUCUCAAUAGUGCCAGCAGUGUUGUUCUUCAGGUCUUAACACAGGCCACCAGUCAAGAUACCACCGUGCUAAAGCCAGCUGAGGAGCAGUUGAAACAAUGGGAAACACAGCCAGGUUUCUAUUCAGUGUUGCUGAAUAUUUUCACAAACCACUCUCUGGAUAUAAAUGUCAGGUGGCUGGCUGUGCUGUAUUUUAAGAAUGGAAUCGACCGUUACUGGAGAAGGGUAGCACCUCAUGCUCUCUCAGAGGAGGAGAAAUCUACAUUGCGUGCAGGGCUAAUCACCAACUUCAAUGAACCAAUUAACCAGAUUGCAACUCAGAUUGCAGUUCUCAUUGCCAAAGUUGCUCGGUUGGACUGUCCCAGACAGUGGCCUGAAUUGAUACCCACUCUUAUAGAAUCUGUGAAAGUCCAAGAUGAUCUCCGACAGCACAGAGCACUACUUACCUUCUAUCACGUUACUAAAACUUUGGCCUCUAAACGCCUGGCUGCUGAUAGAAAACUUUUUUAUGAUUUAGCUUCUGAAAUUUAUAAUUUUGCCCGCUCUCUGUGGAAUCACCAUACAGACACAUUCCUUCAACAUGUAUCUUCUGGCAAUGAAGCUGCAGUUCUGAGUUCACUAGAACGAACUCUACUAUCAUUGAAAGUGCUACGUAAGUUAACUGUUAAUGGAUUUAUGGAACCUCAUAAAAAUAUGGAAGUAAUGGGUUUUUUACAUGGAAUAUUUGAACGUUUAAAACAGUUUCUGGAAUGCAGUAGAAAUAUAGGUACAGAUAACAUAUGUAGGGAUAGACUGGAAAAGACCAUCAUUCUUUUUACUAAAGUGCUUUUGGACUUCUUGGAUCAGCAUCCCUUUUCAUUUACUCCGCUAAUUCAGAGAUCAUUGGAAUUUUCUGUAAGCUAUGUAUUUACAGAAGUUGGUGACGGUGUUACAUUUGAACGAUUCAUUGUCCAAUGCAUGAAUCUUAUUAAGAUGAUUGUCAAAAAUUAUGCUUAUAAACCAUCAAAAAAUUUUGAAGAUAGUAGUCCGGAAACUCUUGAGGCUCAUAAAAUUAAGAUGGCAUUCUUUACAUUUCCCACUUUGACUGAGAUCUGUAGAAGAUUGGUGUCUCAUUAUUUUCUCUUAACUGAAGAAGAACUGACAAUGUGGGAAGAAGACCCAGAAGGCUUUACAGUGGAAGAAACUGGAGGAGAUUCUUGGAAAUAUAGCUUGAGGCCUUGCACUGAAGUACUAUUUAUAGAUAUAUUCCAUGAAUAUAAUCAAACUCUUACUCCUGUACUUCUUGAAAUGAUGCAAACACUUCAAGGGCCUACUAAUGUGGAAGAUGUGAAUGCACUAUUAAUCAAAGAUGCUGUAUAUAAUGCCGUUGGAUUAGCUGCUUAUGAGCUGUUUGACAGUGUUGAUUUUGAUCAGUGGUUUAAAAACCAACUUCUUCCGGAAUUACAGGUUGUUCACAACAGAUAUAAGCCACUACGACGUAGGGUGAUAUGGCUGAUUGGUCAGUGGGUUUCUGUGAAAUUCAAGUCUGAUUUAAGACCCAUGUUAUAUGAGGCAAUUUGCAGCUUACUUCAAGAUCAAGACUUAGUGGUUCGUAUUGAAACAGCUACAACUCUGAAGUUAACUGUUGAUGAUUUCGAGUUUAGAACAGACCAGUUUCUACCGUAUUUGGAAACCAUGUUCACACUGCUUUUUCAGUUACUGCAGCAAGUUACGGAAUGUGACACAAAGAUGCAUGUUUUGCAUGUCCUUUCUUGCGUGAUUGAAAGAGUUAAUAUGCAGAUACGACCAUAUGUGGGAUGCUUGGUACAAUAUUUGCCUCUUCUUUGGAAGCAGAGUGAAGAGCAUAAUAUGUUGAGAUGUGCUAUUUUGACAACGCUUAUACAUCUUGUUCAGGGAUUAGGAGCAGACAGCAAGAACCUGUAUCCUUUCCUGCUCCCAGUUAUUCAACUGAGUACAGAUGUUUCCCAGCCUCCACAUGUUUAUCUUCUGGAAGAUGGUUUAGAAUUAUGGUUAGUGACUUUGGAAAAUAGCUCAUGUAUUACACCAGAACUGCUUCGUUUAUUUCAGAAUAUGUCACCACUUCUUGAACUUGCUUCAGAAAAUCUAAGAACUUGCUUAAAGAUCAUCAAUGGUUAUAUCUUUUUAUCAUCAACAGAAUUUUUACAGACAUAUGCACUAGGUCUGUGCCAAUCCUUUUGUGAACUUCUAAAGGAAAUCACUACAGAAGGUCAAGUUCAAGUUCUUAAGGUUGUGGAAAAUACCCUCAAAGUAAACCCAGUAUUAGGUCCGCAAAUGUUUCAACCUAUUCUACCCUGUGUUUUUAGAGGCAUUAUUGAAGGGGAGAGAUAUCCUGUAGUGAUGUCAACAUACCUUGGAGUUAUGGGUCGAGUCCUGCUACAGAACGCUAGCUUUUUUUCUUCACUACUUAAUGAGAUGGCGCAUAAAUUUAAUCAGGAGAUGGACCAACUUUUAGGAAAUAUGAUUGAAAUGUGGGUUGAUCGUAUGGACAAUAUUACCCAGCCCGAAAGAAGAAAACUUUCAGCAUUGGCUCUACUUUCUCUUCUGCCAUCAGAUAAUAGUGUUAUCCAAGAUAAAUUCUGUGGGAUUAUAAACAUCUCGGUGGAGGGUCUGCACGAUGUCAUGACAGAAGAUCCUGAAACAAGAACUUAUAAAGACUGUAUGUUGAUGUCUCAUCUGGAGGAACCAAAAGUAACAGGCGAGGAAGAACCACCCACAGAACAGGAUAAGAGGAAAAAAAUGCUGGCCCUGAAGGACCCCGUGCACACAGUGUCGCUGCAGCAGUUCAUCUAUGAGAAGCUCAAGGCCCAGCAGGAGCUCCUGGGAGAGCAAGGUUUUCAGUCCCUCAUGGAGACGGUGGACACGGAGAUUGUCACCCAGCUGCAGGAGUUUCUGCAGGGCUUCUGAGAGCCCAGGCAUGCAGCCGCCUCCCAUUCCAGAAACAUCUGAGGAAUCCAGCCUGUCGUCUGUGUGAGAGCCUGCUGAGACGCUCAAGAAAUCUCUUCUGUAGGAAAAUGAAGAAGUAAAGAACACUUUUUUUUGGUACAACAAAAUUCAACAAGUAAAUGUAAAUCCCACAUAAUUAAAACCACCAAGCUGCUCCUCAGAAGGAUUUAAUUUUGUAUUUAUUAGGGGCCCUGUGUUUACUAGAGAGAGAGAUUUGACAGCAGUAGCUGCAUAGUUUCCUGUUAAGCAAAGAAACCAUUCAAUUACCUUUUAAUCAUGUGCUCUUAAUACUUGAGAAGAUAAGGGUUCAUGUCUGAGAUGUUUUUCUGCAGCCCAAAUUAGUUAAGUUUGGCUGCUUUUUUUUUUUAAAGCAAUGCGUCGACAAGGUGGAAACACAAUGCUAUUCAGAUGGUACAUUUAAAGAAAUCCGUGCACCAGGCAGAAAUAGAUUGGGACAGAUACCUAGGUUCUCUUUUAAGGAAGUAGCUUUAAUCUGACAUAGAAAUGUGUUUUAUCACGGGCUUUUAUCUUCAUUCUAGUAAUUUGAUAUGGGAAUUAGUAAAGGGACUUUUUUUCCUCACGUCAUUUUCAGUAAUUACAUGUAGUCUUCCUGUCAGUGCACAUUGUAAGGCCCGCCGAGGCGAGCCUGUGCUGCUGGAGUGCCAGCCAGAAGACUUCUGGCCGUGCUUUGCCCCGGUCCUGCUGUCAGUCCCGCUGACCAGGAACACUGUGCUCACCGGGAAGCAGCCGGUGACCCCACAGAACCUCCCUGUGCUAUGCAGGGCAGUGGCGGGCUGGCCAGUACUUACAGGUCUUCUUCCUUAUGACCACUGGACCUCAGUGACACGGGUACCCCUGGUGGACCCAGCAUCUGUCCCCGGGGUAUGACGCUCACGUGACAUGUCUUCCUUAUUCCUCCGGUGUGGAAUACCAAAAAGAGGGGGAGGAGAAAAUAAAGCCUUACUUUGUUGUACUUGC